This is a messenger RNA of Emericellopsis cladophorae, 1329 nucleotides long. Its product is annotated as Adenylyltransferase and sulfurtransferase-like protein. Bases 1 to 1329 code for a protein of 442 amino acids. Gene Ontology annotation, biological process: protein urmylation; tRNA wobble position uridine thiolation. Lineage: Eukaryota; Fungi; Ascomycota; Sordariomycetes; Hypocreales; Bionectriaceae. The record is from RefSeq and is a predicted model, not a curated record. The transcript is spliced from 2 exons. Gene Ontology annotation, molecular function: adenylyltransferase activity; URM1 activating enzyme activity; thiosulfate-cyanide sulfurtransferase activity. Gene Ontology annotation, cellular component: cytosol; cytoplasm.
AUGGACCGUAUAGAUCAUCUGCGCCGAGAGAUCUCGCUCCGUGAGUCCGAGCUCGCGGAGCUGAGAUCUCAACUUGCACUCGCUGAAUCUGAGCAUCGUCUCGCGAAGCAAGCCGAGCCCUGGGCUUGGCCUUUGAGUGGUGAAGAAUACCUGCGCUAUUCACGGCAGAUGAUCGUCCCCAACUUUGGUAUCGAGGCUCAACUUCAGCUCAAGGCCGCCAAGAUCCUCAUCAUUGGCGCAGGAGGUCUAGGCUGCCCAGCGGCGACCUAUCUUGCGGCCGCCGGACCUUCGCACAUUGGCCUCGUGGACGGAGACACUGUUGAAAAGUCGAAUCUGCACCGCCAAUUUGCCCAUGCAACCUCUCGCGUCGGACAGACCAAGGUCUCCAGUGCGAUCACGUUCCUCAAGGACUUGAAUCCGAACGUGGCGUACAAGGCAUAUCAAACAAAUCUGUCAACGUCAAAUGCCGAAGAGAUCGUCAGAGAAUGGGACAUUGUGCUGGACUGCACAGAUCAUCCCACCUCGAGGUACCUCAUCUCGGAUAUAUGCACUCUGCUGGGGAAGAGACUUGUAUCCGCCAGCGCCUUUCAAAAAAGCGGACAAAUGAUGGUCCUCAACGAUCCACCCGGUCAGGGACCUUGCUACAGGUGUGUAUUUCCCAAACCUCCACCGCCGGAGAGUGUCGUUGGCUGCGGUGAGGGUGGGAUUCUGGGGCCCGUGGUCGGCACAAUGGGUGUUCUCCAGGCCCUGGAGACUCUCAAGGUCAUCAACAGGGAAGCGCCACCAGAGAAGAACAUGAUGUUGCUGUUCAGCGGCAUGGCAGAGACGCCGUUUCGAUCAAUCAGGAUGCGAGGGAAGCGCAAAGACUGCUUUGCCUGCGGGGAGAAUCCUAGCCUGACCCUAGAAGGGCUGCAAACCUCCAUGGACUAUGUUCAGUUCUGUGGCGUGCGGCAACCGGUGUCUCUUCUACAGCCAGAGGAGCGUAUCAGUGUCAAAGACUAUGCUGAGAGUAUCAUGGGCAAGGGCCAUGUCCUUUUGGACGUGAGGGAGAAGGAGUUAUUUGGGCUCUGCCACCUUGCUGGGGCCGUCAACAUCCCAAUAGGCAGAUUCAUGAACUAUCGUGGGGAAGAAGUGCCGCACUGGGUGACAGACACCAUCCCUGGUGGUGAGCCAAUCUACGUUGUGUGCAGAGUGGGCAACGAUUCUCAAAUUGCGGCGCAAAAGCUCAUGGACAUGGGAUUGGGCAAGAAUGGGCGCUUCAUCGGAGAUAUUGAAGGCGGGCUUGUUGCUUGGAAACAGGUCGUUGACCCCGACAUGCCCUUUACAUGA